AUGGAUUCGCUGCCUUCCCAUCUGGCGUUCAUCUACUUCCUCACCCUCAUCUUCUUCUUGGCAUGGCUGGUCAAGAACGUGUUCAUCGCCGUCAUCACCGAGACGUUCGCCGAGAUCCGCGUGCAGUUCAGUGAAAUGUGGCAGAAGAAGGAGGUGACGGUGGAUGACGGCUUCAAGCAGAAGCUCGAAAAAACCGAAGACGGCCUUCGACUAAUCCGCAUGGACGACGAGCUGGCGUUGGAGGGACGCAAGCAAAAACUUCAAGCGUUCCUGCGCUCGAUGGCCUUCCAAGGGUUGGUCAUCUUCUUCGUGCUCAUCAACGCCGUCAUCAACGCGUCGUUUGUCCACAAACACGACGAGUCGGACAGGGUCAGGAGGAGAUAUUACUGGUAUAUUGAGAUCGGCUUCACGAUCCUGUUCAACAUCGAGUGCCUGUCGAAAAUCUUGUGCUUCAGCUGGGGCCCUUUUAUCAAGAGGGGCAUCUUCAAGUUCGAGUUGAUCCUGUGCAUCGGCAGUUCCCUCAACCUGAUCCCGUACUUCUAUGAUCGGAACUACUUCACCUACUUUCAAGCCUUCCGCCUGCUUCGCCUCAUCAAAGCCUCGCCGAUAUUGGAGGAUUUUGUGUGGAAGAUCUUCAGCCCCGGCAAGAAGCUCGGCGGAUUGGUCAUUUUCACCAUCACUUUUGUUAUCAUCGCCUCGGCCAUCUCGUUGCAGUUGUUCAACUCGGUGCCCCACCUUGACCACUUUCACACGUUCCCCAAGGCGUUCAUGUCGAUGUUCCAGAUUAUAACACAGGAGGGAUGGACGGAUUUUGUGGUCGAGGUUCUCCGUGCCACCCCUGACGGCGUCGUCCCCUUCGUGGCCAUCUACUUUGUCGCCUAUCACCUGUUCGUGACCCUGAUUGUGCUCUCCCUGUUCGUCGCCGUCAUCCUCGACAACCUCGAGAUGGACGAGGAGCUGAAGAGGGUCAAGCAGUUGAAGGCCAGAGAAGCGACUACCGAGAUGCGCUCAACAUUACCAUGGCGAUUACGGGUAUUUGAGAAAUUCCCGACGAGACCCCAGAUGGUCCGGAUGAAGAAAGUCGACUCUGAGUUUCCGAUGCCGAAGGUGCGGGAUAGCUUCACGCAUCAGUUCUCGAUCGAGCACGCUGAGCCGGAGAGCCCGGAUAUGGAAGUCGACAUGACCAAGUGUGUCUUUCGCCUAGCCGCCUCGCGCCGAAAAAACUACCGUACCCAGCCCCACGUGCGCCAUAUCGGCAGCAAUAGCAUGAAGGCCUCCAUCGCCAACCUCCUCGAGUGGGUUCUACAAAUGAUCUGCUACCGUAACCCACAAUAUUUUGUCGUCAUU
Messenger RNA from Mesorhabditis spiculigera, 1347 nucleotides. NCBI's taxonomy places the organism in Eukaryota, Metazoa, Nematoda, Chromadorea, Rhabditida, Rhabditidae. The record is from the annotation of a GenBank genome assembly.